Guillardia theta CCMP2712 is the source of this 603-nucleotide messenger RNA. RefSeq lists its product as hypothetical. The coding region runs from base 1 to 603 and encodes 200 amino acids. NCBI's taxonomy places the organism in Eukaryota, Cryptophyceae, Pyrenomonadales, Geminigeraceae. The record is from RefSeq and is a predicted model, not a curated record. The transcript is spliced from 4 exons.
AUGGGCCUGAGGCUAGAGGUCAACUGGCAUGUGCCUGAAGCAUUCGGAGGAGGCAGCAUGAGGUCUGGUGUGUCAAGGUUCUUGUGCUUCUCUUUCUUCCUCCUGGCUCUCUGCGAUGCUUCUGCCCAGGCCUCGCGCUCCGGGGGCAUAACCCUCCUGUGUCAACAUCUGCACUCUGUGUGCAACGUGCCGUGCCUGCAGAAGCUCUUCGCGGCCCUCGGGCUACGAGGAGGGCAGGUGGACAAGAGCAAGCGAGCAAGCGACAAGGUGGAGGCGAUACAGCGAGCAGAACAGGAGCACCAGAUCAAUUGUCCUAUUCCAUGCAUAGGAAGCUCCAACAAGCGUCCUCACCACAUGCUUGCCUUUGCUCCUACUUCCUCUCCGUUCCCAAGCCCCAUCCCUGGCGAACCAAGGACAGAUGAUCCCGGGUCGUGUUUGACAUCAUUCAGGGGCGAUGAGGAUGGAAUUGCUCGUCGCUUGUGCGACGGCAGUGUGCUCUAUCCAGGCGAGACUCUCUAUGCUUUUCCGGGCUCCGUGUUCUUCUCGCCUGAGGAGUCGAAUUCCUCUUUUGUAAGCUAUUCAAGAUCGCUGGUCUUGCUCUGA